UUCUUAGUGCUGUUGCAUAAUAACAACAACGAAAAAAAAUGGAUCGCUGGGUGGGAAAAGUAGCAAUUGUGACCGGUUCUAGUUCGGGAAUUGGUGCUGCAAUAGCCGUUGACUUAGCCAAUGCUGGCAUGAUUGUUGUUGGAUUAGCCCGAAGAGUUGAACGAGUCGAAGAACUAAAAUCGAAAGUGAAUUCAACCAUCGGUUCUUUGCAUGCGAUUAAGUGUGAUAUUACGAAAGAAGAUGACAUCAAGAGUGCAUUCAACUGGACCAUCGACACAUUUGGAGGUGUUGAUGUUCUUAUAAACAACGCUGGACUUAUGCGAAAGAUGAAUCUUAUCGACAAAGAUAACACGGCUCUGAUUAGGGAAGUAAUCGAUACGAACAUAAUGGGUGUUGUGUUGUGUACCAGGGAAGCUUACCAGUCAAUGAAAAGCCGAAAUGUUGAUGGACAUGUCAUUCAUAUCAACAGUGUUGGAGGGCAUCAGGUGCCCAACCUUCCGAUUGGUUCGAUGAACAUUUACCCGCCAACAAAAUUCGCUGUAACGGCAAUCACGGAAGUGUUGAGACAAGAGUUCAACAGAGAGGGAACCAAAAUCAAGGUCACGAGCAUCAGUCCGGGUGGUGUGAGGACUGAAAUGAUCGGAAGUACUCCGGAAAUUAUGGAGGCUGCGAAAAAUUGGCCAUUAUUGGACAGUGAAGAUGUAUCACAGGCUGUUCUCUAUGUUUUGGCAACUAAGCCACAUGUGCAGAUACACGAGCUCAUUAUCAAGCCUUUGGGAGAGGUGGUCUGAAAAUUCCGUUCAUUUGGGAGAACCGUUUAAAGUCAAUUUUGCUUCAUACAAUAAACAGAAA
Bradysia coprophila is the source of this 852-nucleotide messenger RNA. Its product is annotated as farnesol dehydrogenase-like. The record is from RefSeq and is a predicted model, not a curated record. NCBI's taxonomy places the organism in Eukaryota, Metazoa, Arthropoda, Insecta, Diptera, Sciaridae.